Messenger RNA from Misgurnus anguillicaudatus (oriental weatherfish), 7469 nucleotides. It is a transcript of the gene abca4a, whose product is annotated as ATP-binding cassette, sub-family A (ABC1), member 4a. Gene Ontology annotation, biological process: transmembrane transport; lipid transport. Lineage: Eukaryota; Metazoa; Chordata; Actinopteri; Cypriniformes; Cobitidae. Gene Ontology annotation, molecular function: ATP binding; ATP hydrolysis activity; ABC-type transporter activity. Gene Ontology annotation, cellular component: membrane; intracellular membrane-bounded organelle. The record is from RefSeq and is a predicted model, not a curated record.
CAAUCAGAUUACAAAUCUGCCCCGAAUUUGCAGUAAAGCUACAGUCAGUCGACUGUUGCACAACCAUGAGAUUUAACAGAUGUAAGUGUAAAACAGAGUUCUUCUCCUGAGGUCACCUAUAUGUGAACCCUGGUAGGGGUUGAGAGCAGCAGUCAUGGGGACUGGCAGUCAGGUGCGACUGCUCCUUUGGAAAAACUGGACAGUCCGCAAGAGACAAAAGGCACGGCUAUUUGUGGAGAUCAUGUGGCCUGUGGUGUUAUUCAUUGGACUGGUUUGGCUGAGAAAAGCAAACCCCCUCUACCGACAACAUGAAUGUCAUUUUCCAAACAAAGCAAUGCCCUCCGCUGGCAUCCUCCCUUGGAUCCAAGGAAUCUUCUGCAAUGCCAACAACCCGUGUUUCCAGCAUCCUACCCGUGGAGAGUCUCCAGGUCCUGUGUCUAACUACAACAACUCAAUACUGGCCCGGUUCUGGGCAGAUGCCCAAGAACUCCUGUUCGAAGAUCCCGAGUUCCUGCAGUUGGGAAGGUUGUGGAGAGAACUCACAGCCAUGAGCAACUUCAUGGACACACUCCGGACCAAUCCCGAACUGAUUUCAGGUCGAGGCGUGAAGGUGGAGAACAUUUUGAAGGAUGACGAAACCCUCACUUCAUACCUGCUUAGAGACGUUCCUCUGACAGACUCUGUGGUAUAUCAGCUGGUCAAUGCCCAGAUCAGACCUGAACAGUUUGCAUAUGGAGUCCCUGAUGUUCAACUGAAGGACAUCGCCUGCAGUCAGACUCUUCUUGAGCGCUUUCUCAUUUUCCCAAGCCGCCGAGGCCUGUACGCUGUUCGCAAUGCAAUCUGUCCUCUCACCCCACAUCGUCUUCAGAUCAUCGAGGACAAAUUUUACUCUAACCUUGACUUCUUCAAGCUUUUCCGUCUGCUUCCUCUAGUUCUUGACAACCACUCCAAUGGUCUCGACUUGCACUUCUGGGCCCGACUCCUGCCUGCUGUCUCUGAGAAACUGGGAGUGCUGUUUGACAGAAACAGUUCUAAAGACUUGCUGCAGGUCAUCUCACCCCUGCUUCAGUCUCAGGAGACUCCAUCUUUCAGCCAGAUAAUGGCCACCACCUCCAGUUUGUUCUGCGGCUACUCGGAGGGGGCUUUCUCUAGGGUCACCUCCUUCAACUGGUAUGAGGAUAAUAACUACAAAGCCUUUCUGGGCAUUAACAGCACCCGUGGACAGGAAAAGUAUAACUACGAUCAGGCGGCCACUCCGUUUUGUAAUGACCUCAUGAAGGAUUUGGAAUCCAAUCCGGUCACAAGGAUUGUGUGGAGCUCCGUCAAGCCUUUCUUGAUGGGCAAAAUCCUGUAUGCACCCGACUCCCCCGCCGUCAGGCAGAUCAUUAAAAACGCAAACACCACCUUUGAGGAAUUAGAAAGACUAAUAAACCUAGGUCGGGCAUGGGAGGAGGUGGGCCCACAGGUGUGGACAUUCUUUAAGGAAAGUGUACAGAUGAACAUGCUUAGGGAUUCCAUUAGAAACCCCACAGUCAUGGAUUACAUUAACAAAGGCCUAGAGGAAACUGUGUUUAGAGGCGAGCAUGUCCUAAACUUCCUGUACAAUGGCCCUGAAGAAGACAGAGGUCAGGACUUGCCGAGCUUUGACUGGCGGAACAUCUUCAACUUCACUGACCAAGUUGUUCGCCUGAUAAACCGAUAUGGGGAGUGCCUAGUCCUGGAUAAGUUCACCGCCAUCUCUGAUGAAGACCAGUUAACACAUCAAGCACUAGACCUUCUAGAAAAAAGUAAGUUCUGGGCUGGUUUGGUUUUUGUGGACAUGUACCCCUGGACCACGAAGGUGCCACCUCACGUCAAAUUUAAGAUCCGCAUGGACAUUGACAUUGUGGAGCGCACCAACAAGAUCAAAGACAGAUACUGGGACCCAGGGCCAAGAGCUGACCCCAUGGAUGACCUGCGGUACGUAUGGGGAGGAUUUGCCUACCUGCAAGACAUGAUAGAGCAUGGAAUUAUAAAGACGCACACAGGGAAGGAACGACCCUUAGGUGUCUACGUACAGCAGAUGCCAUACCCUUGUUAUGUGGAUGACCUCUUCAUGCUAACUCUGAAUCGCUGCUUUCCGAUCUUCAUGGUGCUGGCCUGGGUCUACUCUGUCUCUAUGACAGUUAAAAGUAUUGUGUUGGAGAAGGAGAUGAGGUUGAAGGAGACUCUGAAGGCCAUGGGCGUUACCAACAGUGUGCUGUGGUGCACAUGGUUCAUCGACACUUUCGUCAUCAUGGCCUCUAGCACAGCCCUGCUCACUUUGAUUAUCAUGGGAGGAAAGGUGUUGAACUACAGCAAUCCCAUGAUCCUCUUCCUCUUCCUGCUCACAUUCACCAUGGCAACCAUCAUGCAGUGCUUCCUCAUGAGUGUGUUUUUCAACAAAGCCAACCUGGCAGCGGCCUGCAGCGGCAUCAUAUACUUCACUCUGUACCUGCCACACAUAGUGUGUUUCGCCUGGCAAGACCGCAUUACCAGCGACAUAAAAAUCAUGGCGAGCCUGAUGUCCCAAGUUGCAUUUGGUUUCGGGACGGAGUAUCUGUCCCGUUAUGAGGAGCAGGGACUCGGGCUCCAAUGGGACAACAUCCAGACCAGCCUUCUGGAAGGAGACGAGUUUUCGUUUCUCACCUCCAUCAUCAUGUUGGCAGUGGACACGGUUCUUUAUGCUAUUCUUGCGUGGUACCUCGACAGUGUUUUCCCAGGGCAGUACGGUAUCGGACGGCCUUUUUAUUUUCCAAUCCAGCCUUCAUACUGGUUGAACCGACCUGAGCUCCUUAAACCAAUCUCUGCAAAGCCAGUGAAGAAGAAGUCUACAUCUGAUAAAGCAGUCAACCAUACUGAAGACUACGACAAGGACCGUACAGCAGAGGAACAGAAGAAACAUACAGAGCAGUCUCGAUCCUGCAAACAUGGAGACCUACGAGACCAAAUCGAGACAGAAAAGAGGCUUGGUGAGAAAGAAACAACAAAUGAGCGCAUGAGCAUGGGUUCAUCAGAAAGGCAGUUUUUCGAGCCUGAGCCGGUUGGUCUGGUGGCGGGAGUGUGUGUGGAGAACCUGUAUAAGGUUUUCGGUGGCAGCUUCAGACCUGCUGUAGAUGGGUUGAGCAUCACUUUCUAUGAGGGUCAGAUCACAGCCUUCCUGGGCCACAACGGUGCGGGGAAAACCACUACCAUGUCUAUUCUCACAGGCAUGUUUCCCCCUACCUCUGGUAAGGCCUUUAUUUAUGGGAAAGACAUCCGGACGGAAAUGGACGCCAUCCGCAAAUCGCUAGGAACGUGUCCCCAACAUAACAUCAUCUUUCACCAUAUGACAGUAGCAGAGCACAUACUGUUUUACUCUCUGCUGAAGGGAAGACCAUUUCCCGAAGCCCAGCUGGAAGUGGAAAACAUGCUGGAAGAUCUUGGUCUUCCUCACAAGAGAAAUGAGCAAGUGCAAAAUCUGUCAGGUGGUAUGCAAAGGAAGCUUUCCGUUGCCAUGGCUUUUGUCGGUGGUGCAAAAGUGGUGUUUCUGGAUGAACCCACAUCAGGAGUGGAUCCAUAUUCCAGACGAUCCAUCUGGGACUUGCUGCUGAAAUUCCGUGCUGGUCGUACAGUGAUCCUGUCCACACACCACAUGGAUGAAGCGGACCUGCUGAGCGAUCGCGUGGCCGUCAUCUCUCGGGGUCGACUGCACUGUUGUGGGUCUCCUCUCUUCCUGAAGAACUCUCUGGGUGCUGGGUUCUACCUCACUCUGGUGCGGCGCAUUAAAGAGGAAUCGCCCUGUGAUAGGAAAGAGGGUCAGUGUGACUGUUCAGAGGACUGCACGUGUACGUGUUCACUUUGUACAAAGUUUAAAGAGAACAGCAAGGACCUGCCUAAAAUGACAGGAAGACAGAUGGAAGGGGACAUUAAGAGCAUCACGGACCUUGUGCACCAUCAUGCUCCAGACGCCAGGCUGAUUGAAGUCAUAGGUCAAGAACUGACCUUCCUGCUGCCUAGCAGAGGCUUUAGACAUCGCUCGUAUGCCAGUUUGUUCAGAGAACUAGAGGAGACACUCAAGGACAUCGGGUUAAGCAGUUUUGGAGUUUCAGACUCAUCUCUGGAGGAGGUCUUUCUGAAAGUCACAUCUGAUGGAGAGACUUCUGACAGCAGUGCUGUAUCAGAUGGAGACGGGUCUGUGUACACUAACGGUCAGUCAAACCCUGGAAGUUCAUUCAGCAAAGAGGGCAGAGGAUCCAGACAGGUGAAAGGAGUCUUUUUGGUCCUCAAACAGCUUUUUGCUUUGCUCAUUAAGAGAUUUCAUCACAGCACACGAUCUGGAAAAGACUUUCUAGCCCAGAUUGUGUUGCCGGCGAGUUUUGUCCUGGUUUCUCUUAUGUUCACUCUUAUUGUUCCUCCGUUUGGAGAAUAUCCCAGCCUGACCUUGAGCCCUUGGAUGUACGGCAGACAGUUCACAUUCUUCAGUAACGAACAGAUGCAAAGCCCAGAAAUGAGGUAUUUUGGUGAGGUGCUUCUAAACAGACCUGGAUUUGGAACUCGCUGUAUGGCGGAUGAACCUUUAGAAGACUAUCCAUGUAAUAACAUAACCACAGAGUGGGAGAUGCCCCUUGUUAACCCCGCCCUCAUAGACAUGUUGGCUGACCCGAAGUGGACUUAUGUCAGUCCAUCACCCAGCUGCCAGUGCAGCACGCCCGACAAACUCACCAUGUUACCUGUGUGCCCGGAGGGUGCUGGGGGUCUUCCGCCUCCUCAGAGAAUUCAAUCCACUGGGGAUGUUUUGCUGGACCUGACUGGCAGGAAUAUUUCUGAUUAUUUGGUAAAGACUUACCCAAGCUUAAUAAGGACAAGCUUGAAAAGCAAGUACUGGGUAAAUGAACAAAGAUAUGGAGGCAUCUCAGUCGGGGGAAGACUUCCUGUUCUGGAUUUGGAUUCUAAAACCAUCCAGAAUGUUGCGUCUCAGCUAGGACGUUUGCUUAAUGUCACAGGGGGUAGAUACUCAAGACUUUCUCUAAAGGAGUUUGGUACUUUCUUGAGGUAUAUGGAGACUGAAAACAAUGUCAAGGUGUGGUUCAACAACAAAGGCUGGCAUGCCAUGGUGGCUUUCAUGAAUGUGGCUAAUAACGCCAUCCUUCGUGCCAACCUGCCUCCCGGUGCCAAUUUAAAUGAGUUUGGCAUUACAGCCAUCAAUCAUCCACUGAACCUAACCAAGGAACAGCUGUCAGAGGUGACAGUACUGACCACCUCAGUGGAUGCAGUAGUUGCCAUAUGCGUGAUCUUUGCUAUGUCCUUCGUACCGGCCAGUUUUGUGCUUUAUUUGAUCCAAGAGAGAGUGACGCAAGCCAAACACUUGCAGUUUGUGAGUGGCGUCGGUCCUCUGGUCUACUGGACUGCUAACUUUUUCUGGGAUAUGGUAAACUAUGCUGUCAGCGUGGCGAUGGUCGUGGGGAUUUUUAUUGCAUUUGACAAGAAAUGCUACACCUCGCCGGAGAACCUACAAGCUUUGAUAGCUCUGUUGAUGCUUUAUGGUUGGUCUGUGACGCCCCUGAUGUAUCCAAUGUCAUACGUGUUUAAUGUGCCUAGCACAGCUUAUGUCUCUCUGUCCUGCAUCAACCUCUUCAUUGGCAUCAACAGCAGUGCCAUCACAUUCAUCCUGGACUUGUUUGAUAAUACACAGGCUCUGUAUAUGUGUAACCAAGUUUUAAAGAAAGCCCUCCUCGUCUUUCCUCACUUCUGUUUGGGCCGUGGGCUCAUUGACAUGGCAAUGAACCAGGCUGUGACGGACGUGUAUGCGCGCUUUGGUGAGGACUUCAGCUUGGAUCCCUUCAGCUGGGACUUUGUGGGGAAAAAUGUGACAUUUAUGGCAAUAGAGGGGUUUGUGUAUUUCACCCUAAACAUCAUAAUACAGCACAGAUUCUUCCUGGAGCACUGGAUGUCAGAUUAUAUAAAGCCGCCCAUAACUGAUGAAGAUGUGGAUGUGGCCAAGGAGAGAGAGAGGAUUUAUAAAGGCAAGACUUCCAGUGACAUCCUUCAGAUUAAAGACCUAUCAAAGACGUAUUCUGGAACUUUGAGACCAGCAGUGGAUCGGAUAUGUGUGGGAGUGUCUCCAGGAGAGUGCUUUGGACUUUUGGGUGUCAAUGGUGCUGGAAAAACUACCACGUUUAAAAUGCUGACAGGGGAUAUAGAUGUUACUUCAGGGGAAGCUGCUGUAACUGGUUACAGCAUUCUGACCAACAUCCUGGAUGUGCACCAGAACAUGGGCUACUGUCCUCAGUAUGAUGCUAUAGAUGACCUUCUGACAGGCAGGGAACAUCUGCAUCUGUAUGCACGGCUCAGAGGAGUCCCAGAAUCAGAGAUCAACAGAGUGGCUGAAUGGGGAAUCCGGAAGUUGGGUUUAUGUGAGUAUGCCGGCUGCAGUGCAGGCACUUACAGCGGAGGAAACAAGCGUAAACUCUCCACAGCUAUUGCAAUGAUUGGUUGUCCUGCUCUUCUGCUACUGGAUGAGCCAACCACAGGUAUGGAUCCCCAGUCUCGCAGGUUCCUCUGGAACUCCAUCAUGAGCGUUAUACAGGAUGGGAGGGCUGUAGUCCUUACCUCACACAGCAUGGAGGAAUGUGAAGCUCUAUGUACACGACUGGCCAUCAUGGUGAAUGGAACCUUUAAGUGUCUCGGCUCCAUCCAGCACUUAAAAUACAAAUUUGGUGAUGGAUACGUGGUCACCAUGAAAAUCAGGGCAGCCAAAGCGGGCCUGGUACCAGAUCUGAACCCGGCUGAAGCGUUUAUGGAGAGCACAUUUCCAGGCUGCAUUCAGCGAGAAAAGCAUUUUAAUAUUUUACAAUAUGAGAUCUCUUCCUCCUCUUUGGCCAAAAUCUUCCAACUAGUUUUGGCCAAUAAGGAAAGGCUGAAUAUCGAAGAUUACGCGGUUUCCCAGACGACCCUGGACCAGGUAUUUGUGAAUUUUGCCAAACAGCAGUCCGGAGAGGAUGAGACUAUUGUGUUGCACCCGAGGGCGGCCGGUGCCCGACGAGACGUGAGAGUCUUUCCUGCAAAAUCGAAAGCAUGAAAAUAUGGAGAUGUCGAACUGUUGCAGUGCCGAAGAAAAAUAAGGAAGAGAUUAAAAAAUGAUGUCUUGCGGUAAGACACAAAUCUGCUUUGCACACCUUCUUUGCUUGGCCUUGUUUAGAAAUUCAUCUACAUAAAAUACAGACACAACUAGACUGUAAUAGUAUUAUGAAAACUUUAGCACUUUAUUAUAUCUAUAUAAUUUUUUUACAAAAUGUUUAUUAUGAAAACAAAUUUAAUGUUGCAAUAGAAUUUAUUGCAAAGGCUUAUUGCUGUUUUUGAAAUGCAUAUUGCAUUAUGUGACAUAUUGCAAGUCGACUUAAUAAUAAUAAUAAUAAUAAUAAUAAUGUGUUUAACUGCAAUCAAACUGAAUAUUUAACAUUGAAUGUCCA